Molecule: messenger RNA, 699 nt
Organism: Saccostrea echinata
Lineage: Eukaryota; Metazoa; Mollusca; Bivalvia; Ostreida; Ostreidae
Exons: 6
Coding region: 85-651 (188 amino acids)
Biological process (GO): intracellular protein transport; vesicle organization; endoplasmic reticulum to Golgi vesicle-mediated transport
Cellular component (GO): COPII vesicle coat; endoplasmic reticulum exit site
Molecular function (GO): GTP binding; GTPase activity
Source: RefSeq, a predicted model, not a curated record
AAAUGAUCAGACGUCUACCAAAUGAAGUAAAUCUAUCAAAUAUCAGACACAGAGGAUUACAAAUUUAACUUUGUCGAUAUAAACAUGUUUAUUAAUUGGAUCUGGGAAAUUCUUUACUAUUUUGGUUUUUAUAGGCGGGCAAAAUUGAUGAUAAUAGGACUAGAUAAUGCCGGUAAAUCUACGCUGUUGUCUCUACUUAAACACGGAAAACUGAUCCAGCAUCCGCCGACACCUCGACCAGUUUCGGAGGAAAUGACUCUUGGCGGUAUUACAUUUACAGCCUACGAUCUAGGAGGGCACCAGAUGGCCCGGAGACUCUGGAAGGAGUACAUGCCCGCCAUUAACGCAAUUGUGUUUGUUGUCGAUGCUUCCGAUAAAGUCAGGAUUUCGGAAACGAGAGCAGAAUUAAAGGGAUUAUUAGAAAGUGAAUUUCCAAAAGAAGUUCCAGUUGCUAUACUAGGAAACAAAACUGAUAAAAAAGACUGCUUCGGAACGGAGGAGUUAAUACAGGUGCUUGGUUUACAGCAGUACCUGAAUACGAGUGAAGAAUGUGACACUUCUUGUCGACAAUGCCAAAUCUUUACGACCAGCAUGCUAUAUCGUCAAGGUUAUGGAGACGCUUUCAGGUGGCUUGCUAAACAGCUGAAAUAAAUUCGCUAUACUUCUUUCUAACGUGAAAAACGGGUUUCUAGGGACAUC